AUGUUCGGCGACGGCACCUUGCAAUACCGCCACGGCAUCGCCGCCGCGCAAGUCGUCACCUUCACCGUCUCUCUGGCAUUCAGUAUCUGGUUCUGCCUACGCGGCCGAAUCGGCUGGUUCUGUAUCGGCAUGCUCUCGAUCAUCCGUCUCGUCAGCGCCAGCUGCAUGCUCUGCACUAUCAACAAGGACGCGGACGGGCUCUGGGCUGCCGUGUUUGUUUGCGAAUCACUCGGCAUGAUCUUGAUCAUCUUUUUGCUUCUUGAAAUGUUGGAAAGAAUAAACAAAACCCACCCCACAACCCCCCGCCUAGUAUUCAUAAUCCCCCAGCUCCUAACCUACCUCGACAUCUGCAUCUCAAUCGCGGGCUUCAUAGCCGUAACAAAAAAAGAACACGCCCUCCUCCCAACCCCCUACAGCCGCGCCGGAACCGCCCUCAUCGUCUUAAUCUACCUCUGGACCGUCGGCGUAUUCCUCACCUUCCACCUCCACCGAUCAAGCUUCCCCGCCAUCGAAAACAGAACAUGUCUUUGUGUGGCGAUCUGCGUACCGAUAUUAGCUGUUCGGGUGACGUACUCGCUCGUUUUUGUCAUUACGGCGGAUAUGGCGUGGAAUGCGGUAAAGGGGAAUCCGGGGAGGUGUCUGGGGAUGAUGAUGCUGCCGGAACUGGGGAUUGUGGGGUUGUGUACGUGGAUGAUUUGGGCAAUUCCGGCGCUGGAGAAAGAGGAAAGGAAGAAGGGGAGAGGUGGGAAGGAUGUCGAGGGGGAUGCUGGGAGUCAGGAUAUUCCGUUGGUUAGGUGA
Molecule: messenger RNA, 798 nt
Organism: Aspergillus melleus
Lineage: Eukaryota; Fungi; Ascomycota; Eurotiomycetes; Eurotiales; Aspergillaceae
Exons: 2
Coding region: 1-798 (265 amino acids)
Source: RefSeq, a predicted model, not a curated record